AUGGGGAAGCAUUUCCACCUGCACGAAAACAUCUCCAAAGUGAGUCCCUUCGAGGGACCACAGUACUACCUGGCUCCGACAUGGGUCUUCUAUGUACAGACCGCCUUUAUGGGCUUCGUCCUAUUUGCGGGGACUCCUCUGAAUUUCAUUGUUCUUUUUGUGACGAUGAAAUACAAGAAGCUGAGGGUGCCACUGAACUACAUCCUGGUCAACAUUUCAUUAGCAGGCUUCAUUUUUGUCACUUUCUCAGUGAGCCAAGUGUUCAUAUCCACAUUGAACGGGUACUUCAUAUUUGGCCAUACGAUGUGUGCGUUGGAAUCUUGCAUGGGAUCUAUAGCAGCUCUGGUGACAGCAUGGUCUCUAGCUGUGCUUUCGUUUGAAAGAUAUUUGGUCAUCUGUAAGCCCUUUGGCGCCUUCAAAUUCGGAAACAAUCACGCCCUGGCGGCUGUUGGCUUCACCUGGUUCAUGGGGAUCGGCUGUGCCACUCCACCAUUCUUCGGCUGGAGCAGGUAUAUCCCUGAGGGUCUGGGCUGCUCCUGCGGGCCUGACUGGUACACACACAACGAAGAGUUCCACUGUAGCAGCUACACCAACUUCCUCAUGGUGACUUGCUUCUUCGCACCGCUCGCCAUCAUUAUCUUCUCCUACUCCCAGCUGCUGGGGGCACUACGUGCUGUUGCGGCGCAGCAAGCUGAGUCAGCCUCCACCCAGAAGGCAGAGAAGGAGGUGUCCAGGAUGAUCAUCGUGAUGGUGGGAUCCUACAUCACCUGCUACGGGCCGUAUGCCUUCGCUGCAGGGUACUUUGCCUACUCAUCAGAGGAGUACAGAGACUACCGCCUGGUCACCAUCCCAGCAUUCUUCUCGAAGAGCGCGUGUGUCUACAACCCCCUCAUUUACGCCUUCCUGAAUAAACAGUUCAAUGCCUGCAUCAUGGAGACAGUCUUUGGGAAGAAAAUGGACGACACCUCGGAGGUCUCCUCUAAGACUGAGACCUCUUCAGUUUCAACAGCUUCUUAA
Messenger RNA from Lampris incognitus (smalleye Pacific opah), 1017 nucleotides. RefSeq names its product putative violet-sensitive opsin. Gene Ontology annotation, cellular component: photoreceptor outer segment; membrane. Lineage: Eukaryota; Metazoa; Chordata; Actinopteri; Lampriformes; Lampridae. Gene Ontology annotation, molecular function: G protein-coupled receptor activity. The coding region runs from base 1 to 1017 and encodes 338 amino acids. The transcript has 5 exons. The record is from RefSeq and is a predicted model, not a curated record. Gene Ontology annotation, biological process: G protein-coupled receptor signaling pathway; phototransduction; visual perception.